GUACCCGACAAAGUAUCCGAAGAAAGCUCCCUCCAUCAAGUGAGCAAGCAAGUGAAAGGCCACGUACCGAGCGCAGCCAUCCUUGCCAACACACCGUCGGAACUUUCUCUUCAGGCGACACCUUCACCUUGAGCCCGUAACAAAUACUCAUCGCUCAGUCCGACAGUCGUGUCCGCUCACUCUGCAAUUUGACACCACGGUGGACACGUCUCCAAGCACCCCACUCUCCAACAUCGGUCUCUAGUACCCUCACUCUACCGCCACGAUGGCCAUCUCCGACCAAGUCCGCAGUCAGCUGUUCCAGUCGCCCCAAAGCUCCAGCGCUGACAACAAGAUGCAGGCAAUUCGCAUCCCCACGACACGGGGCGGCGCCACUCGCGGUGGCCUCGUGCCUCGCUCUCCCGGCUCCGGCCGUGGUCUAUGGACACCUGAAGAGCAUCUACGCUUCCUCGAGGCACUGGACAAGUUCCCAUCAGGCCCGUGGAAAUGUAUCGCCGAGUACGUAGGCAACAAAACAGCGAGGCAGGCCAUGACCCACGGCCAGAAAUAUCGCCAGAAGAUCGCGCGCCGCCGUCGCGGACUCAAGAAGAUCGUGCGGGAUCUUCAGUUCGCAGCCGUCGAAGUGCAAGACGACGGUCAUGACGCAGCCGAAGCAGAGGAAGAAGAGGUCGAUGCGAGACUGAGCGUUGAGUCUAUCCCCAUGGCGCUGUCCGAUCAGGACUUUGCCACAUUUGUCGCCAGUCUGGACCUCGCGGAGGAACUACAACUCGACGCUCUGAAUGCGUCGCCACUGGUCGUGCCCAACGCACCAACACACGACCGCGACAUACCCAGUUUUUCACUGGAAAACGAUGCUCCGACACCCCCGAUGUCCGAGACAAGCGACUGCGGUCUCCCUCUGACGACGACACAGCAAGACGUGCACCAUUGGGUCGUCAUGGACCGCGCAGAUGCGUCCUCGGAGGAAUUCUCGGCUGUGCUGGCGGAGGCCUUCCAAUCUGGAAGCGAGGAAGCCGAAACGUAUGCGUUUGCGAAGCCAUUGCCGCUACCGGAGCAACUGCUGGACGAGUACGUUCAGGAGCAGCAGAACCUCGAGCCGCUGGCUGCAAUGGAUCCGGAGCUCGAGGGACUGGAAAGCUUCGAGUUUGACACAUUUGAGUUGCGGUAGCGGCAGUCGAAGCCUCCAUAACGACGCACUCGACGAGGAGUGCACGUAUUUUAUUGUUUGAAUUAUACCACGACGUAAGUUUAGCUCGUACACAAGAUCGAAAAGCGAUAAACCCCAACAAACAAUGCACAUUCGUUCGCUUUAGCGAAAGAAAAAAAGGUGAUAUUGGCAAGAUCGUCUUGUAGAACUGAAUGUGUAGUAUGCUUCAAGCUGGAACACCACACACGAG
Phytophthora nicotianae INRA-310 is the source of this 1397-nucleotide messenger RNA. RefSeq lists its product as hypothetical. NCBI's taxonomy places the organism in Eukaryota, Oomycota, Peronosporomycetes, Peronosporales, Peronosporaceae. Gene Ontology annotation, molecular function: DNA binding. The coding region runs from base 266 to 1168 and encodes 300 amino acids. The transcript has a single exon. The record is from RefSeq and is a predicted model, not a curated record.